UAAGAACAAUCCAAAUGGUCUUUAACCAAGUAGGUAGCUAAAGAAUGGAGCUACAAGCCACCACAUCCCUCCCGUGACUAAUACAAAAUACCUAAAAAUCUCAACUUUCAAGACCUUCAAUAAAUUUAGCCCCUUAUACACCAUUUCCUAUACUGCUCCUUCUCUUCUCUUUCUUCACAUUCAUGCAGUCCCUACAAAAAAAACACAACUUCAGACCUCAGCUUACAAAAUGUCAAAUCCCCCUCAUGAACCCACUGACCUCUUUACUUCCUAAAACUCCAAAUAUAACUUUCAGAUACUCCCUCUCUGAUCCUCAUUUCAGUUUUCCCUGCCAAAAAAACAAACCCCCAAUUUAAUGCAUUUCCAUCAGGGGCUGCUAAAAAACAGCAUAUCUUCUUAUAAAAUCAUUCAACUCCUCUCCCUCUAUAAAAUUUAACUUCUGGGUAUCAUGUUAAGAUCACUCAAAAUGAACUCCCCUGUUUUUGCAAUGGAGGUCUCUGUUUUCCUCUGUUUCAUCUUCUGUUUUAGCUCUGUCCAGGUUUUGGCACAGACAUCCCCUGCUUUUGCUUGUGAUGUUCAAAGCCGUCCAGAUUUGGCAAGUUUUGGACUCCAAAAUCCCAUGUUGCGGGUCGAUGACAAGGUCGCUAUCACCUCCCGAAACCAGGAGCAUGCAGACGCCGUACACCUGCAGAGUAUUUCUACAGACAUCCAAGGCUCUGAACCUGCUAACCUACUUACAAGUAUACACAUCUAUAUAACUCCAAAAUAUAAUUCCAUCCAAGUUUCUCCACUGAAACUCAAUGAACUCCAAAUAUUUACAAAACUCAAAUAAUAACUCUAUAUCAUAGUUCAUUGUUAAAAAUAAUUCUCAAAACCCAAAAUAACAAGAAACUUUUAUUGUCUCCAAUGAUAAAAUCACACAAAUCUCCAAACUCGAGUCAUGAAAAUCUCAAUCUUAAUUAUUAAACCUAAAAACAAAAUAACUAUCUAGUUACGUCUCAACCCAUAUAUCCCGUCGUCCUGCCUCUAGGCAGUACUUAAAAAUGUUUGUUGCAGGUGUGAGCACAACUCAGUAUGCAUGCCAUACAUGUUCAGAAUUUCAAAUAAUUAAUUAAGACUCAAAACUGAAUCAUAGAGCUUUGUCUCAAUGCUAGAACUUAAAACAGACUAAUCAUGUAUUAAAUAUUGUGUCAAAAUAUAUUUUUCAGGAACAAGUACAGGAAGUCUGCCACAAUAUAUCAUGCAAGAAACAUGAAUAUCAGGACACUGGCUAGCUUCGGUCUAUAACAAGCAAAAUAACAUGUUGACAUGGCCAAUGCGUAGCCCCAUUGGCAACCAGGCAUAUAACAUUAUACAUGAUCAUCAUGGGUAGACAAAACUAGUUUUAGCUUGUUUAAAUAGAAAUAAGAUGUUCUA
Molecule: messenger RNA, 1416 nt
Organism: Rubroshorea leprosula
Lineage: Eukaryota; Viridiplantae; Streptophyta; Magnoliopsida; Malvales; Dipterocarpaceae
Source: the annotation of a GenBank genome assembly